AUGUCUAUGCAAAGAAAGUGGUUCAAUUCAAUGAUCUUUAAUAGGGGUUUAGAAUACAGGUGUGGUUUAAGUAAAUCAAUAGAUCGUUUUGGUCCUAUUGAAAAUAACGGUGUAAAUGAAGACCCAUCUAGUUUAACUGAUAUGGAUAAUAACAUUGAUAGCUGGAAGAACAAUAGUGAAAAUUCUAGUUAUAGUCAUGCUGAUUCUUUAGCAGAUGUCAGCAACAUAGAUAAUUUACUAUCUCAUAAAUUUUUUUCAAUUAGGGAUAGUAAUAGCAAUAUAUAUGACAUAUAUUAUGCUUAUGAUACUAAUGAUACUAAUAUUACUAAAUAUAAAUGGACUAAUAACAUUAAUCGUUGCAUUGAGAGUUAUCUUCGUUCUCAAAUCUGUGAGGAUAUUGACUUUAAUAGUGACAUUUGCGAUAAGGUCCAAAGGACUAUUAUAAUUUUAAUAAGGAGCACAAAUGAUACAAAUGAUAUAUCAGAUACAAAUGAUAUAUCAGAUACAAAUGAUACAAAUGAUACAAAUGCGAUAUAUGAUCCAUUUGAUAUAUCCGAUACAAAUGAUACAAAUGAGAUAUACGAUCCAUUUUUUAUAUUAGAUAUAAAUGAUACAAAUGAUACAAAUGAUAUAUAUGGUAUAUACGAUCCAGAUGAUAUAUAUGAGACUAAUAUAAAGGAUAUAUGUGAGAGAUAUAGUGAGAUAUAUCCUAGAAAUAGAGAGAAGAGUACUUUUGUUCCAAUAGAUUAUAGCGAUCCCAAUUGUAUGGAAAAAUUAGCUCGUUUAUGGGUUCAAUGCGAAACUUGCUAUGGACUCAAUUUUAAGCAAUUUUUCCGACCCAAAAUGAAUAUUUGCGAACACUGUGGCGAGCAUUUGAAAAUGAGCAGUUAAGAUAGAAUCGACCUUUCGAUUGA
Lathyrus oleraceus (garden pea) is the source of this 914-nucleotide messenger RNA. RefSeq names its product acetyl-coenzyme A carboxylase carboxyl transferase subunit beta, chloroplastic-like. Lineage: Eukaryota; Viridiplantae; Streptophyta; Magnoliopsida; Fabales; Fabaceae. The transcript has a single exon. The record is from RefSeq and is a predicted model, not a curated record. Bases 1 to 891 code for a protein of 296 amino acids.